Molecule: messenger RNA, 1058 nt
Organism: Aspergillus caelatus
Lineage: Eukaryota; Fungi; Ascomycota; Eurotiomycetes; Eurotiales; Aspergillaceae
Product: DUF5315 domain-containing protein
Exons: 1
Coding region: 71-835 (254 amino acids)
Source: RefSeq, a predicted model, not a curated record
AUUUACGGCUGUCAAUUGGAGCUUCUUCUGUUAUAGUUCGCCUGCCAACAACAUAUACAUUUCGAGCACCAUGGAUGCAGCUCCGAAACUAGAGAAUCUCAGGAAAAUCCCCUCUGCGCGUCUCCCUCCCCCGGUCCUCUUUCAAGGCCCACCUACUUCCCAUAAUGGAUCUAACAUAUCUCUCACACCUCCGGUGCCCCCUGUUUCUCCAGGUGGAGGGGUUCAGCGUCCUGCGCUACAACGGAAUCGCUCCUCUCGGCAUCAAGGCGGCCUUGAGACUCCAGGCUCUCUUUCGCCCUUUUUAUCUCGUACACAGUCAAAAGGCGAAAUAGAUCGCUCGGACGCCAUCUGGCAAGAAAUGCAGAAUGCCUUGUCAGAGGUCGAGCUGAGCGCGGUAGCGAGUGAACAUGUUUUUGGCGAGAAGCACUCUGAGGCCCUUGAAGACCUGCGAACGAAACAGCUGAAGCUUGCACAAGCCUGGGCUAGAAGCGAAGCUGAUGAGGUAGUUGAUCCGAAGAAUGCCGCUACCAAGAGUCAGUCGAGACCAAGGGUAUCCUCUCGAGCCGCCAGUCCCACAGGAGAGCCAACCGCAACGGACGAUGCCUCCCAGAGGAACCUAGAUGAGGAAACAGAAAAGGACAUUCUUCUGGCGCGCGAGAGGCGUGAAGCGAAUGAUCGCUAUUUCGAUCGGGUCAACAACGGUGUGUUGGAUGUGGUAGCUAAGCUUGAGGAGGUUGCUCAAGCUAUGCGCGCCGUGGAGAGGGAGAGCAGAGACAUAUGGAGUGAUAAUGAAAGCAUAACCACGGAGACCGCAUCAACGGCUAACACUGGAUGAGACUGUCAGAAGCCUAUGAAAAAUUGAUCAUCUGUGGACACCGUACAAGGCCUCUAGCCCUGUGGCUUGAAAUGUAUUACGUGCCAUUUUGACUGACAGUCAACGGGUACAUUCCAUCAAUUCCACCAAUGCCCUGCAUUGGCGGGGUUACUACCACUUACGAAGCAAAUGGGGAUUCUAUCGUCCUGGUAGUGUUGCUAUCACCAAAAACCAUUUGCAGUCU